Messenger RNA from Lactuca virosa, 1595 nucleotides. NCBI's taxonomy places the organism in Eukaryota, Viridiplantae, Streptophyta, Magnoliopsida, Asterales, Asteraceae. The record is from the annotation of a GenBank genome assembly.
UUUAAUCCGCAAGAAUCAUUCAUAAACAUUCAAUUGGACUAAUUUUUUUGGUAAACGAGGCAAAAUCUAUUCUUUAUUACUUUUCAACAAAUUCACAUAAUUGAAACCUGAGAAGAACACACAUCUUUACACAAAAAUCAAACAGGGCUGUUUUGCAUAUGAAUCAAACAAGAAAAUCUCCGGUGAUUCGCCCCGGCCCUGGACAAGUUUGGAAUCAGAGUUCUAGUUCCACUUCCAAUUCCAAUUCCAAUUCAAAUUCUGGUUCCGGUUCCAUAUAUGUCUUACCCAGGAAUCAAUCCGUGCAAGAGGAAAAGAGUUCUAUUUUUGGUGCCAUAGCUAGGGUUUUGACAUGUAGUGGCAAUAUAGCUCAUGUGGCUGAAGAUGAUCCUCAGCCGCCUUCAAUUCAAUAUUCAUCACGAGCUUCUCUAAGAAGCAGCAGAAAGCUGAACCACUCUUCUUCCUCUACACCUUCCAAAGCCUCUGAUGGACCCCAGGGCACAGCUGAGUUAUCCUUUGAAGAUAUUUCUAAGGCAACUGGAAAUUUCUCUGCCUCAAAUAUAAUCGGACAAGGAGGAUUUGGUAUCGUGUAUAAAGGAACCUUGAAAAAUGGAUCCAUCGUUGCUGUAAAGCGUGCAAAAAAGGACAAUUUUGAAAGAGGAACACCAGUGGAGUUCAGAAAUGAAAUACAAACAUUAUCAAAGAUUGAACAUCUAAAUCUGGUCAGAUUCUAUGGAUAUAUAGAACAUGGAGAAGAUCGUAUGAUUUUGGUAGAAUAUGUCUCCAAUGGUACACUUCGUGAACAUUUAGAUGGUAAAUGUGGAAGUGGGCUCGAAAUUGGAGAACGUUUGGAUAUCAUGAUCGAUGUAGCUCAUGCAAUUACAUAUUUGCAUACAUAUACAGAUCUACCAAUAAUCCACAGAGAUAUAAAGUCAUCUAACAUACUGAUUACUGAUAAACUGCGAGCAAAAGUGGCUGAUUUUGGAUUUGCGCGUAUAAGUGUUGAAGAUCCAGGAGCCACUCAUAUAUCAACUCAAGUGAAAGGGACUGCAGGGUAUUUGGAUCCUGAAUAUCUGAGUACUUAUCAGCUUACUGAUAGGAGUGAUGUUUACUCCUUUGGGGUUUUGCUUGUGGAGAUGGUGACUGGAAGACUACCGAUUGAGAUAAAUAAAGCUCCCAAUGAGAAAUUGACAACAAAAUGGGCGUUGCAGAGACUAAAAGGAGGGGAGGUGGUGUUGGCGAUGGAUCCAAAGCUAAGGAGGAAUCCGGCGGCUCUUAUGGUGGUGGAGAAGGUGCUGAAACUGGCCAGACAGUGUCUGGCCCCCACCAGACAAUUAAGACCCUCCAUGAAAAGAUGUGCAGAGAUCUUGUGGAGAGUCAGAAAGGAUUACCAUGAGUAUAAUGAGGUCAUGGAAGCUGCAAAUCAUUCUGUACAGGUGCCACCUCAAAUGGCUGCCAGGAAGAACCGAAUUGAAUUCUUUGGGAUUGAAGAAAGUACCAACCAAAGAUUUCAAUCUGCAUGAUUGCUGAUAUUGAAAUUGUAUAAAAAGAAAAAAAGGUUUUUUGUAUGUAGAGAGGAUAUAUAUAUUUUCAGGUGU